UGUCAAGUUUUUAAACAAAUUUCUAAAGUGUGAAUGUCAGCUAAUGAAAGUGUAAAACUACUGGGGGAUUUGCAAAAUUAGAGAGGUGGGGGUUGCAAUCUCUUGUAGGCUUUUCCUCUAGGAAUCCCAACAGGCACUCAUAGGGAAGAUGGGGGUGAAUCCUGAGAAGCCUUUCCUUGUGGUGCUAGCUGGGGGAGAGCAACAGCAGCCCAAACCCAUCUUCCCUAUCACCGCAUAAUGAAGAGCAGCAAAAACAGUUGCCUUAGAAGACUUGUAGAAAGCUACUGCAGUAUAGGAAAGGGACCUGAAAAAAAGUGCUAUCUCUGAGAGUAGGGGAGAAAUGUGCUCUAUGCCUAGCACUACAGCUGGCAGAGUGGCAACAGCGCUUGUGAAAGCCACAUCCCCAAGACUUAGGGAUAUGGUGUCUGCCUAAGACUGAGACUUAGUGAGAUCAUAAGAGAAUGCUUUCCCUCCAUCUACUCAACCCCGACCAAGAUAACAAGAAUCAAAUAGAAGCAAUAGUAGAGUACAGCUAGGAAGCCUGCAAGAGAGAUUCUCUCUGAGGAGCAGCACAAAUGGAACGCCCAAAACUAAGGGAGAAAAUUGCAUUGAGAAAACAACCAUGGGAAAUCAACCCUUACCUUAAACACAGAUAUUAUUAGAGGAUAUUAUUGAAGCCUGUGGUACACUCAGUGUAACCAUAGCAAUGACAAACCUCAAACUCUGUCCAUCUAUUGAAUAGAUCAGCAUAACCCCCCACAUUAAAAACCUAGCAGAAGGGAAGGCAUACUCAUGUUUAAGCAUAAAAACUUCUUAAUCGUCGUAUCUACUGUACUACCCAAGACGUACAGCCUUCACCGAAGAUUAUGAGGCAUGUAGAAAGGCAAGAAGAAAAAGAAAAAACACACUUCAAAGAGACAAAGCAAUAAUCAUAACUGACUUAGUUAUGACAUAGAUAUUGCAACAACCCAAUAGGAAUUUAAGAUAACUAUGACUAAUAUGAAAUGGACCUGAUGGGUAAUUGCAGCAGAGAUGGAAGAAAAGUAUUUAAAUAAAUGAUGGCUGAGAAUUUUCUGAGUUAGUGGCAGCAAACCAUAUGUCCAAGAAGCUCAGAGAUAAAUACCAAAACAAAAAUUUAAAACACAUCUAAACAUAUUAUAUUUAAACUGCUGGAAACUAAAAAUAAGAGGAAAAUCUUGAAGAUAACAAGAAAAAAAUUGUCUAUUGAGGAACAAGAAUAAGAAUUACGUAUGGCAGAUCUAUUAUCAGAGACCAUGCAAGCAAGAAGACAAGGGAGAAUCAUUUUUAAAGUACAGGAAAAAAAGCUGUCAAUCAGGAUUUCACACCAAGCAAAAAUAUCCCUUCAAAAUGAAGGGGGGUGGUGGUGACAUCAUCAAGAUGGUGGUGUAGGAAGACUUGGACCCUUUCUCACCUUCCCAAAAUACUAAUUCAGCAACAAUUCACAGACAAAUUCUGUUUGUGAGAAAUCAGAAACUAAUCGUAAAGGGUGUUGUAUCCUGGAAGAACAUGAAACAAGACUAGGGAAGCUAGUACGAAGAUUCAGGAUACCCUGUUGCUAGAGAUACUGCCCCUGGUACAGUACCAUACAUUCAGGAAGAGAUGCCCUUACUCAUCCAGGGGAGAGAAGGAGUUGGUUUGUGCAACCAGUACUCCAUCUUUUCUUUGUGAGCUCCCCAGCGAAUUGGCUGAAAAAUUCACUAGAAGGAUUCAACAUCAGACUAAAUAAAGCAGAAGAAAGGAUUAGCAAACUGGAAGACAAGCCAUUAGAAAUAAUUCAGUGAGGGGAGCGAUAAUAAAAAAUAAUGAAAAAGAGUGAAGAAGGCUUAAGUUGGUUGUAGAAUACCAUCAAGCAGACUAAUGUAUACAUUAUGGGAAUCUCAGAAGAAAAUAGAAAAAAAGGACUGGAAAGCUUGUUUUAAAAAUAAUGGCUGAAAACUCCCCAAAGCUGGGAAAGGAAAUAAACAUCCAGAUUCAGGAAGCACAAAGGACACAAAAUAAAAUGAAACAAACCCAUACCAGGAUGCAUUAUAGCAAAUUGUCAAAAGUCAAAGACAGAAUUUUGAAAGCAGCAAGAGAAAAGCAGCUUAUCACAUACAAGGGAACAUCCAUAGGACUAUUAAGGGAUAUUUUUCAGCAGAAACUUUGCAGGCCAGAACAGAGUAGAAUGAUAUAUUCAAAGAGGUGAAAGAUCAAACAGACAAAACAAAACAAACAACAAUAGCAAAAAAUCCCCGCCAACCAGGAAUACUAUACUUGGCAAAACUAUCCUUUAAAAAUGAUGAUGAGAGAAAGACUUUCCCAAACCAAAGAUGAGGAAAUUCAUCACCACUAGACCUCCCUUAUAAAGAAUGCCAAAGGAAGUUUUCAAAUAGAAAUGAAAAAAACACCAAACAGCAAAAAGACAGUAUGGAAAAGUUUGAAGCUCAUUGGUAAAGCUGGACUUCUGCAGGCCCCAUCCCUUCCCAGAAAGAAGAGGAAAUGACUGAGUCCCAGGGAACAGUGACAUUCAAAGAUGUGGCUAUUGACUUCACCCAGGAGGAGUGGAAGAGAUUGGAUCCUGCUCAGAGAAACCUGUACCGGAAUGUGAUGCUAGAAAACUAUAACAACUUAAUCACAGUGGGCUAUCCAUUCACCAAACCUGAUGUGAUUUUCAAAUUGGAGCAAGAAGAAGAACCAUGGGUGAUGGAGGAAGAAGUAUUAAGGAGACACUGGCAAGGAGAAAUAUGGGGAGUUGAUGAGCAUCAGAAAAACCAGGACAGACUUUUGAGACAAGUUGAAGUUAAAUUCCAGAAAACACUGACUGAAGAAAAAGGCAAUGAAUGUCAAAAGAAAUUUGCAAACGUAUUUCCUCUGAACUCUGAUUUUUUCCCUUCGAGACAAAAUCUCUAUGGGUAUGACUUAUUUGGAAAGUGUUUAGAACAUAAUUUUGACUGUCAUAAUAAUGCAAAAUGCCUUAUAAGACAGGAACAUUGUGAAUAUAAUGAACAUGUGAAAUCAUAUGCUAAUAGCUCAUCCCAUUUUGUCAUUACCCCCUUUAAGUGUAAUCAUUGUGGAAAAGGCUUCAAUCAAACUUUGGACCUCAUCAGACAUCUGAGAAUUCAUACUGGAGAGAAGCCCUAUGAAUGUAGUAACUGUAGAAAAGCCUUCAGUCACAAGGAAAAACUUAUUAAACAUUAUAAAAUUCACAGUAGGGAGCAGUCUUACAAAUGUAAUGAAUGUGGCAAAGCUUUCAUUAAAAUGUCAAAUCUCAUUAGACAUCAAAGAAUUCAUACUGGAGAGAAGCCCUAUGCAUGUAAGGAAUGUGAGAAGUCCUUCAGCCAGAAAUCAAAUCUUAUUGAUCAUGAAAAAAUUCAUACUGGAGAGAAACCUUAUGAAUGUAAUGAGUGUGGAAAAGCAUUCAGCCAGAAGCAAAGCCUCAUUGCACAUCAGAAAGUUCAUACUGGGGAGAAACCUUAUGCAUGUAAUGAAUGUGGUAAAGCUUUCCCUCGAAUUGCAUCUCUUGCUCUUCAUAUGAGAAGUCAUACAGGAGAAAAACCUUAUAAAUGUGAUAAAUGUGGUAAAGCCUUCUCUCAGUUUUCCAUGCUUAUUAUACAUGUUAGAAUUCAUACAGGUGAAAAACCCUAUGAAUGUAAUGAGUGUGGAAAAGCCUUCUCUCAAAGCUCAGCCCUUACUGUACAUAUGAGAAGUCACACUGGUGAGAAACCCUAUGAAUGUAAGGAAUGCAGAAAAGCCUUCAGCCACAAGAAAAACUUCAUUACACACCAGAAAAUCCAUACUAGAGAGAAACCUUAUGAGUGUAAUGAAUGUGGGAAAGCUUUUAUACAGAUGUCAAAUCUUGUUAGACACCAGAGAAUUCAUACUGGGGAAAAACCCUAUAUAUGUAAGGAAUGUGGGAAAGCCUUUAGCCAGAAAUCCAAUCUCAUUGCUCAUGAAAAAAUUCAUUCUGGAGAGAAACCCUAUGAAUGCAAUGAAUGUGGUAAAGCCUUCAGCCAAAAGCAAAACUUUAUUACACAUCAAAAAGUUCAUACUGGAGAGAAACCUUACGAUUGUAAUGAAUGUGGUAAAGCCUUCUCUCAAAUUGCAUCCCUUACCCUUCAUUUGAGAAGUCAUACAGGGGAAAAGCCUUAUGAAUGUGACAAAUGUGGUAAAGCCUUCUCUCAGUGCUCACUGCUUAAUUUACAUAUGAGAAGUCACACAGGUGAGAAGCCCUAUGUAUGUAAUGAAUGUGGGAAAGCCUUCUCUCAAAGAACUUCCCUUAUUGUGCACAUGAGAGGUCAUACAGGUGAAAAACCCUAUGAAUGUAAUAAAUGUGGAAAAGCCUUCUCCCAAAGCUCAUCCCUUACUAUACAUAUACGAGGACAUACCGGUGAGAAACCCUUCGACUGCAGUAAAUGUGGAAAAGCCUUCUCUCAAAUCUCAUCUCUUACCCUUCAUAUGAGAAAACAUACAGGUGAGAAGCCCUAUCACUGUAUUGAGUGUGGCAAGGCUUUCAGCCAAAAGUCACACCUUGUUAGACACCAGAGAAUUCAUACUCAUUAGAAACCCUGUGAAUAUUGUGAAUAUGGCAAAGCCUUCUGAAGGAAUUAACACCUCAUUGCACGUUACAUGAUCACUUCCAGAGUAGAAAACUACGAAUGUGGGAUAGCCUUCUGAAAAAGCCACAAAUUUAUGAAACAUUACAGAAGUCUUCCAAGGUGACAAAUUAUAUAAUGAAAAAGCUGAUUAUCAGAAACUUUCAGCAGACAUCUUACUGAUAAUAUUUAAUCAGAAAUCUCAUUGAAAUCUGAAACAAGGUAUCUGCCAUCAGAUAACAACACAAUACUUGAGCUCCUAGCCAAUGUAUUAAGUAAGAAAAACAAGAUUGGGAAAACCAAGUAUCAAUGAAGAACUAUAAAAAUAACUUAUACAAAAAAUAGUUAAUUAGAAAACGUGUUGAUAGAAAAAUCUAAGAAUAAACACAACAAUGAAUUGAGGUCUUCAUCAAGUUAUAAAACAUGUUGAAAGGCACAAAAGAACACCUGAAAAAUGAUAUUUUGUCUGAAAAGACUUGACAUUGUAAAAAUAUAAUUUCUCUCCCAAAUUGCUAAGUUUAAUAUACUUCCACUUGAAGUUUACAUCAGUUUUAUUUUAAGGAACUUCACAAACUUAUCCAAAAAUUUUAUGUGGAAAAGUAAAGAAACACAAAUAGCUCAAACAAACUUGACAAAGCAAAUAGAGAAGACACACUCUAUUAUUAGAUAUAUACUUAUUUAAAGCUGUUGUCAUUUAAACAAUGUAUUACUGAGUGAAUAAAUCAAGAUAGUGAGCAUCAAUACAAAAAUCCAAGAAGAUACAGGAAUUCUGUGUAUGACAGUGCUAUUGAAAUCAUUGGGGAAUGAAUGGCUUAUUUAAUAAAUGGAAGGUUCACAGGAGAAAAAUUUUAGCUUUCUACUUUAUAUCAUACACAAAAAUAAAAUCCAACUAAAGACCAGAAUAUGAAAAGCAUAAUUCUAAAACUAUGAUGAAAGUAGAAUCUAUUACUUUAGGGUAACAAGAUUUCUUUAAAAAUACAUAAACAUGGAAUAGUCCACUGAAUUUUGGUGUGUUGGCUCACAGGCACCCACAAAUGUACACAAAGAGAUAUCACUGUGUUCCUGAAUCAUGGUUUGUAUUGCCCAAAAUUGGAUAUAACCAAUUUUUAUCAAUUGUGGAAUAGAUGAAUAAGUGUGAUCAUUUCUGUGACAAAAUACAGAAUUUAGAGAGAAACAAAACCUACUUAUAGUUAUACGGAUAGAUUACAAUAUAUAAUAUUGAGAGAAAAAAAUUAAAAUACACAACGGAACACAGUAUAACAUUUGUAUAAUUUAAUAAGAUCUUGCAAAGAACUUAUUAAAUUAUACAGUACUAUGUAUUGGUCAUGGAUCCAUAUACGACUUGGUUGCCUUUUGUGAUGUGGGAAAGGUUUGGUGGGAGUUGUUAUAUUUAUCUGUAAUAUUUCUUUAAUAAAAGAGUGAAAGCAA
Messenger RNA from Piliocolobus tephrosceles (Ugandan red Colobus), 6020 nucleotides. RefSeq names its product zinc finger protein 569 (gene ZNF569). Gene Ontology annotation, biological process: regulation of transcription by RNA polymerase II. Gene Ontology annotation, cellular component: nucleus. Gene Ontology annotation, molecular function: RNA polymerase II cis-regulatory region sequence-specific DNA binding; DNA-binding transcription factor activity, RNA polymerase II-specific. The transcript has 5 exons. Bases 2500 to 4560 code for a protein of 686 amino acids. NCBI's taxonomy places the organism in Eukaryota, Metazoa, Chordata, Mammalia, Primates, Cercopithecidae. The record is from RefSeq and is a predicted model, not a curated record.